GAGGCUCCCUCCAGAUCCACGCCCCGUGAACGGACUCUCUUCGCUUUGGCAAUUCGAUGGUUUCAGGGCCAAGAUCUCGGAUGUGUUCACAUGUAUUUGAGCAUGACGUCUCCUUUUUUUUGGACCAUACCACGGCGACUCAAAACCCGGAUUCUGUUGCCAUGUCUUGCGGUUUCAAGGCGACGCGGCAGGAUCCUGCAGGCAUCUUUGAACUUGUUGAACUUGUUGGCAAUGGUACCUACGGACAAGUCUAUAAGGGUCGUCAUGUUAAAACAGGGCAGCUUGCAGCUAUUAAAGUUAUGGACGUCACUGGGGAUGAAGAAGAGGAGAUUAAACAAGAAAUUAACAUGCUAAAGAAAUAUUCACAUCAUCGAAAUAUUGCUACUUAUUAUGGUGCUUUCAUUAAAAAGAACCCACCAGGAAUGGAUGAUCAGCUCUGGUUGGUAAUGGAGUUUUGUGGUGCUGGCUCUGUCACCGAUCUGAUCAAGAACACAAAAGGGAACACUUUAAAAGAGGAGUGGAUUGCCUACAUCUGCAGGGAGAUUUUACGGGGUUUAAGUCAUCUGCAUCAGCACAAAGUAAUCCACCGAGAUAUUAAGGGACAGAAUGUUUUGCUGACGGAAAAUGCAGAAGUAAAACUAGUGGAUUUUGGAGUCAGUGCUCAGCUUGACAGAACAGUUGGACGAAGAAAUACAUUCAUCGGAACGCCCUACUGGAUGGCCCCUGAGGUUAUUGCCUGUGAUGAAAAUCCCGAUGCCACUUAUGACUUCAAGAGUGAUUUGUGGUCUUUAGGGAUAACAGCCAUCGAGAUGGCAGAAGGAGCUCCCCCCCUUUGUGACAUGCAUCCCAUGAGAGCUUUGUUCCUUAUUCCACGAAACCCGGCCCCCAGGUUGAAAUCAAAGAAAUGGUCAAAAAAGUUCCAGUCCUUCAUUGAAAGUUGUCUUGUAAAGAAUCAUGGUCAGAGGCCAACCACCGAACAGCUGAUGAAGCAUCCAUUUAUUCGAGAUCAACCUAAUGAAAGGCAGGUUCGCAUCCAGCUCAAGGACCAUAUUGACAGAACAAAGAAAAAACGUGGAGAAAAAGAUGAGACUGAAUAUGAGUACAGUGGAAGUGAAGAGGAAGAGGAAGAAAAUGACUCUGGAGAACCCAGCUCCAUCCUAAACUUGCCAGGAGAGUCAACAUUAAGGCGAGACUUUCUGAGGCUUCAGCUUGCAAAUAAGGAACGGUCAGAGGCCCUCCGUCGGCAACAGCUAGAGCAACAACAACGUGAGAAUGAAGAACACAAGCGACAACUGUUAGCAGAACGGCAAAAGAGGAUCGAGGAGCAGAAAGAACAGAGACGGAGGUUAGAAGAGCAGCAAAGGCGGGAGAAGGAAUUAAGAAAGCAGCAAGAGCGAGAGCAGAGACGGCAUUAUGAGGAGCAAAUGCGCCGAGAAGAGGAGAGGAGGCGGGCUGAGCAUGAGCAGGAAUACAUCAGGCGGCAGUUAGAGGAAGAACAGAGGCAGUUAGAGAUCCUGCAGCAGCAGUUACUGCAGGAGCAAGCGCUUCUUCUGGAAUAUAAGCGCAAACAGCUAGAAGAGCAGCGGCAAGCAGAGAGGCUACAGCGGCAGUUGCAGCAGGAACGGGACUACCUCGUCUCCUUGCAGCAGCAGCAACAACAGCAGCAGCAACAGAGACAAGAGCAGAGACCAGCCGAGAAGAAGGCCCUUUAUCAUUACAAGGAAGGGUUGAAUGCCAGCGAGAAGCCAGCAUGGGCAAAAGAGGUUGAGGAACGUUCCAGGCUCAAUCGGCAGAGUUCUCCAGCAAUGCCUCAUAAAGUGGCCAACAGGAUAUCCGAUCCAAACCUGCCUCCUCGUUCAGAGUCCUUUAGCAUUAGCGGGGUGCAGCCUGCUCGGACACCACCCAUGCUCAGACCAGUUGAUCCACAGAUUCCACAUCUGGUCAGUGUGAAAUCCCAAGGACCUUCCUUGCCUGCCUCUCAGUCACUGCAUGAACAGCCUACAAAGGGAAUGGCUGGGUUUCAGGAUGCUCUGACGGUGACCUCUCACCGCACUGAGAUACCAAGGCAGAACUCGGACCCAACCUCUGAAAACCCUCCUCUCCCCCCUCGUGUUGAAAAGUUUGACCGAAGUUCUUGGUUACGACAGGAAGAAGACAUUCCACCAAAGGUGCCUCAACGAACUACUUCCAUUUCACCUGCAUUAGCUCGUAAGAACUCUCCCGGGAAUGGGAAUGCAUUGGUUCCUAGGCCAGGAUCACAGCCCAUAAGAGCAAGUAACCCUGACCUACGGAGAACAGAACCCAUAAUAGAAAACCCCUUACAGAGGACAAGCAGUGGAAGCUCUUCCAGCUCAAGUACUCCCAGUUCACAGCCUAGUUCUCAGGCAGGCUCGCAACCAGGAUCCCAAGCUGGGUCUAGUGAACGUAACCGAGCAAGAGGAAAUACCAAGUCUGAAGGAUCACCCAUACUUCCUCACGAGCCAGCUAAGAUCAAACAGGAGGACAACAAGGACAUGACGCGGCCGAGCCGACCUGCUGAUCUGACUGCCUUAGCAAAAGAACUGAGGGAGCUGCGGAUUGAAGAAACCAACCGGCCUCUGAAAAAAGUUACGGACUACUCUUCCUCCAGUGAGGAGUCAGAAAGCAGCGAAGAAGAAGAGGAAGAUGGGGAGGGUGAAACGCAGGAUGGGACUGUGCCGGUCAGCGACAUUCCUAGGCUUAUACCAACUGGAAUGUCGGGAAACAACGAGGCCUACAACCUAGGCAUGGUAUCAAGUCAUGGGCUUGAGUCAUCCCAGACUGAAACAUUUAGCAGUAUUUCAAGAGAAGGAACUUUAAUGAUAAGGGAGACUUCCAGUGACAAAAAGCGUUCUGGCCACACAGCCAGCAAUGGCUUUCCAGGCCAUGUCAACCUUCCAGAUUUGGUGCAACAGAGCCAUUCGCCUGUGGGCACACCAACCGAGGGCCUAGGGCGAGUUUCCACACAUGGACAAGAAAUGGACUCUGUGGCUGAAUAUGGCAUGGGAAGUAGCACGAAAGCAUCUUUCACCCCAUUUGUGGAUACCAGAGUAUAUCAGACCUCCCCUACAGAUGAAGAUGAAGAUGAUGAUGAAGAGUCCUCUGCUACAGCAUUGUUUACCAGUGAGCUGCUGAGACAAGAGCAGGCCAAACUGAAUGAAGCAAGAAAAAUUUCAGUAGUAAAUGUGAACCCCACCAACAUUCGUCCUCACAGUGACACGCCAGAGAUCCGAAAAUACAAGAAACGCUUCAAUUCAGAAAUCCUUUGUGCUGCUCUCUGGGGUGUAAAUUUACUGGUAGGAACAGAGAAUGGGCUUAUGCUGUUAGAUCGAAGUGGACAAGGAAAGGUGUACAAUCUGAUCAACAGGAGACGGUUUCAACAGAUGGAUGUGCUAGAAGGAUUGAACGUCCUUGUAACUAUCUCAGGAAAGAAGAACAAACUACGAGUUUACUAUCUUUCAUGGUUAAGGAACAGAAUAUUACACAAUGACCCAGAGGUAGAAAAGAAACAAGGCUGGAUCACUGUGGGAGAUCUGGAAGGCUGCAUACAUUAUAAAGUUGUGAAAUAUGAGAGAAUCAAGUUCUUGGUGAUUGCCUUAAAGAAUGCUGUAGAGAUAUAUGCUUGGGCUCCUAAACCAUAUCACAAGUUUAUGGCAUUUAAGUCUUUUGCAGAUCUCCAGCACAAACCCUUGCUUGUUGACCUCACAGUGGAGGAAGGUCAGAGGUUAAAGGUUAUCUUUGGAUCCCACACUGGUUUCCAUGUUAUUGAUGUGGAUUCGGGGAAUUCUUAUGACAUCUACAUACCAUCACAUAUUCAGGGCAAUAUCACGCCUCACGCCAUUGUCAUCUUGCCCAAAACGGAUGGAAUGGAGAUGCUUGUGUGCUAUGAGGAUGAAGGGGUGUACGUAAAUACCUAUGGACGCAUAACAAAAGACGUGGUGCUCCAGUGGGGAGAAAUGCCCACUUCAGUGGCCUACAUCCAUUCCAAUCAGAUAAUGGGCUGGGGCGAAAAAGCUAUAGAGAUAAGAUCAGUCGAGACUGGCCAUUUGGAUGGAGUAUUUAUGCACAAGCGUGCUCAGCGGUUAAAAUUUCUAUGUGAAAGAAAUGAUAAGGUAUUUUUUGCAUCAGUGAGAUCUGGAGGAAGUAGUCAAGUUUUUUUCAUGACCCUCAACAGAAAUUCCAUGAUGAACUGGUAACAAGAGGGCACCUGGUGCUUGCUUCGAUGCCAAGAUUUUUUAAUUUGAAAGGACAUUGGAAUAUGCAGACGGACACUGUAGAGGCAGGAGAAGAAGUCAUUGUUGAACACAUUGCUUCCUUCUGUGAAUGCAAUCACACUCACUCAGACACGCUGCAAGAACUCAAGACACAUUUCCUACUGUGGUUUUGGAAUGAAGGUUUACUCAAGAAUCCCACAAAUGCAACAGUGUUUAUGGGCAGAAAUGGACAAAUGCACAAGAUGUUUAGCAGAUUCAGAUGAAGCUGUGAUAGAGUCAGUUAUGAGUUUUGUUUUUCAUUUUACCUUUUCCUUGUCCCUCUCUUUGUAUGAAUGGGGACAGAUCUAAGUGUCAAACAGAAUCUCUGUUUUUAAUCUUGUCUGCCUGCUAGCAUCAAUUAUAUAGUAUAUUGUAAGGCAGUUUUCUUUAACCUACUGCCCUUCAUGUGCAUUGGCUGUACAUCUAGAGGGCGGUGGGUUGGGGGAAACUGUUGUAAGGUUACCAAUUAAAACUGGUGAGAGACAGCACAAUAAAUGUACCAUUUUCUCUUUGUGGUGGAGAUCCUAA
Molecule: messenger RNA, 4799 nt
Organism: Pogona vitticeps (central bearded dragon)
Lineage: Eukaryota; Metazoa; Chordata; Lepidosauria; Squamata; Agamidae
Gene: TNIK
Product: TRAF2 and NCK interacting kinase
Biological process (GO): protein phosphorylation
Cellular component (GO): cytosol
Molecular function (GO): ATP binding; protein kinase activity
Source: RefSeq, a predicted model, not a curated record